GAGGAGGAAGAGAAGAUAUGGCGGCGGCGGUGGAAGAUUUGCAGGUUCCGUUAUUGGUGCAGAAUAAUAAUAAGGAAGAAGAAGAAGCGGAUAUAGAGGAGAUAAGGAGUUUCAGUCAAUUCUUGAAGGAGUCGUUGAAGGAGAACAAGAAACUCUGGUACCUCGCCGUUCCUGCUAUCUUCACCACCAUUGCUCAGUACUCCCUCGGAGCCGCCACCCAAGUCUUCGCCGGUCAACUCACCACCCUCGAGCUCGAUGCCGUCUCCACUGAGAACAUGGUCAUCGCCGGCCUCGCCUUUGGCAUCAUGUUGGGAAUGGGAAGUGCACUUGAAACACUAUGCGGGCAAGCAUACGGAGCAAAACAGGUACACAUGUUGGGUAUAUACAUGCAACGUUCAUGGGUCAUCCUCACCUUGAUGGCUUUCGCCCUGUUGCCCAUCUACAUCUUCGCCACUCCAAUUUUGAGAUUCUUCGGUCAAGAUGAAGAGAUCGCACGUCUCGCCGGAAGAUUCGCACUCUACAUGAUCCCUCAAUUGUUCGCAUACGCAAUCAACUUCCCCAUGCAGAAGUUCUUGCAGGCACAAAGCAAGGUCAUGGCCAUGGCAUGGGUGUCUGGCCUUGCACUGAUCUUCCAUAUCUUCCUUAGUUGGCUCUUAAUUGUACAAUUGCAGCUUGGGUUGGUAGGUGCAGCAAUUGCCCUCGAUUUGUCUUGGUGGAUAGUAGACUUGGGCCAAUUUGUUUACAUUGUCAUGGGCUAUUGCCCCGGAGCUUGGACCGGGUUCAAUUGGGGAGCCUUCCGUGACUUGGCCGCCUUCGCUCGUCUUUCAAUUGCUUCUGCCAUUAUGUUGUGCCUUGAAUUCUGGUACUUCAUGCUACUGGUGGUGUUAGCAGGCAACUUGAAGGAUGCACAGAUUGCAGUGGCUGCCAUUUCCAUCUGUACCAAUCUCAAUGGAUGGGAGCUCAUGAUCUUCCUAGGUUUCAAUGCAGCAAUCAGUGUGAGGAUCUCAAAUGAACUUGGAGCAAGAAGGCCAAGGGCCGCGAAAUUCUCAAUAAUUGUGGUGGUUCUAACGUCAGCAUUGAUAGGUGUAGUGUUCCUCACCACUAUCUUGUUUCUGAGGAAUGUGUAUGCUCUUCCCUUCACAAAUAGUCCCGAAGUUGCGGAAGCUGUGUCUCAUCUAGCCGUCAUCUUCGCCUUCACAUUACUGCUCAACAGUGUUCAACCUGUUCUAACAGGUGUGGCUGUAGGAGCAGGAUGGCAGUGGUUGAUAGCUUAUGUAAACAUUGGAUGUUACUAUGUUGUGGGUCUUCCUCUAGGGUUCUUUCUUGGUGCUCAAUUGGACUUGGGAGUAGAGGGAAUAUGGGCUGGAAUGAUCACUGGUGUUGGCUUGCAAACUGUGAUCCUAACAGGCAUCACUUUUGGAACAAACUGGAGUAAAGAGGCUGAGGCUGCAGAAUCUAGGAUAAAGGAAUGGGGUGGAUCAAUAGAACACUCAAUUGAAAGUAUACCAGUAGAACACCCAAUUGAAAGUAUUAAGGAUUUCAAGUCAUCCAAUGAUGGAACAGUUUUGGUGUAAUCAGAUUUUGAGGAUCAGAAGGUAGCUUAAAUUACUGCAUCCAGAUGCUCUACCUACAGCACUACUGAUGGUCAAUUCAGGGCUCGGUUUUGUAGCAUUUUGAGAUUGCUGUGGUGUAACAGAAAUUGGAGUGACUCCUCAGAUGAAGAUGAUGAUGGUGGAUGUCACUGUAAUGUUAUGAUUUUUCCAUUAAGAUGUAUACUAUCAGAAUUCAAUUUCUAUUAAGAUGUAACCUAUAAGAAUUUAACGCCCCCCCAAAAAAAAAUGUUUAUUCUAUCAGAAGAUUAAUGAUUUUUGCAAG
Macadamia integrifolia is the source of this 1875-nucleotide messenger RNA. Its product is annotated as protein DETOXIFICATION 33-like. Gene Ontology annotation, molecular function: antiporter activity; xenobiotic transmembrane transporter activity. Gene Ontology annotation, biological process: xenobiotic detoxification by transmembrane export across the plasma membrane. The transcript is spliced from 9 exons. NCBI's taxonomy places the organism in Eukaryota, Viridiplantae, Streptophyta, Magnoliopsida, Proteales, Proteaceae. Gene Ontology annotation, cellular component: membrane. The coding region runs from base 18 to 1574 and encodes 518 amino acids. The record is from RefSeq and is a predicted model, not a curated record.